AUGGUGAACAAAAUAGAAUCAAAGCCAGUGUCGACCUUUAGAGAAGAUGUCAUCAAGAAUUUUGAGUCUUACUACGACUCAGAGAUUGAAAUUGAAGAUGAAUAUGAAGAAGAAAAUUUGUCGAACAUUUAUGAAAACGGCGAAAGUAGGGAAUCCGGAAACGAAGAAAGUGCAAAGAAACCUACAGACGAGGAGCUCAAAGCAACCUUCGAGCACCGGAAGCAAACCCCUGCUGUCAGAUUGGUAGAAGAUCCAUUCAAUAUCUUGAUCUGUUUACCACCAAAAUGCGGUACAACUAAUUGGCAGCGAGGAAUGAAUACCCUGAACUCCAUUAUUGACGGGAAAAAACGAGAGCCCGAGACGUUCUACCCGCCAAAAUUAUACAGUCUUCUUCCAGUUCUAACCACCAAGCAAAUCGAUAGCAAUAAGACCAAGCCGUUGAGAUGGGAAAGAAAAGUUGCGAACACCAGAAAUCCCUUUGCUAGAUUAUUUUCCGCGUGGAAUGACAAAAGCAGAAAUCAUCUUGAUGAGCACGGAGAAAUAAGUUUUGAUGACUUUUCGGGAUCAAGAAUUCUUCAACUUGUAGAAGAAGGAAACAUAUCAGAAGCAAAGAAGCGCAUGCGAGGAAUUAUUGCUGACAAGACGAACCACUUCCAUGCGCCAUAUUGGGCCGGAAUCAAGCCUUUUCAAACUUCGCGGCCUCCAGCUGGUAGAAAUUCUUCAUUCGAAGCAUUCGCCGAAUACAUCGUCGCUAACCCUGGUAAUUCAAAAAUGAACCACCACUGGAGAACUCUUUACGGCCAAUGUGCUCCUUGUGCCGUUGAAUACGAGUAUAUCAUCCAUCUAGAGGAAAGUCUUUACGAAACUCCAUACUUACUAAAACGACUUGGCGUUAACGAGCAAACGCAUGUCCCUGGAAAAUAUUCAUGGUCUCCGGCUGGUCGAGAGGAGAUGAAAUGGAGUUCUGUGCCUCGGCUUACUGCUGAGAAGAUUUAUCAGCAUUACUAUGCGGAUUUUGUGCUCUUUGGAUACUCUCCUGACGAAGUUCUUGGUUUCAUCGAUGCGACAAGAUCGGAUCUAAAAGCAGCUUCUGUAGCACAAAGAGAUCAGUCACGUGCAAAUCUUUUUCCAAUGCGAAAAAGUUAUUUAUCGAAAUACUACGAAGGCUGCCAAAACUAG
Messenger RNA from Oikopleura dioica, 1179 nucleotides. The record is from the annotation of a GenBank genome assembly. Lineage: Eukaryota; Metazoa; Chordata; Appendicularia; Copelata; Oikopleuridae.